AUGAGUUAUUCAUAUCCAAACAGCGCGAACGCGGAUGCCUACCGUCCAGCCCGUCGCGAUUAUUAUGUCGACUCAUCUAAUGGCCACCGCCGUCUCCUCGACACUUUGCCACCGUGGCUACGACAAUGGGUCGCCGAACUCCAAGCUCAUUGGACUGCCCGGAGCUUCACCACCACCGAGAACUCUCGGGGCAGUCAUGCACUAACAGCACGGCUAUGGAGGGUAUUCAGACGCAUAUUCACAGUCACAAAUACCCUGGCUGUUCUCUGGUUCUUUACGCUCUGGUGGGGGGAACGGGCCGUGUUCCAGGAUAGUUUGGAGAAGUGCGCCUGGGAAAACUGGGAAAACUGGCCUCGAGAGGCAGCGCCACAUCAUGUUGCUUUCAUCGCAGACCCGCAGCUGGUCGACCCUCAUACCUACCCCGGUCGGCCAUGGCCCUUGUCCACUUUAACCGUGAAGUUCACCGAUCAAUAUCUUCGGCGGUCCUUUUCAUCUAUUCAAAGAAAUUUGGGCCCGGACUCGGUGUUGUUUCUCGGGGACCUGUUUGAUGGGGGAAGAGAGUGGGCAACCUCGCACAGCUCCAGUCCCGAGAAGCGCUACCAGAAAUACAAGGAUUCGUUCUGGAAGAAUGAGUACCAUCGGUUCGUGAGGAUAUUCUCGAACCAGUGGAAUGAGGGGGAUCCGCACUCAGGCAAUCCCCGUGGCCGGAGAAUGAUCGCUAGUCUCCCUGGGAAUCACGACUUGGGUUUCGGAACCGGGGUUCAGCUGCCCGUACGUGAUCGAUUCCAGACCUAUUUUGGCCAAAGUAAUCGCGUUGACGUUAUUGGCAACCACACUUUUGUUUCGGUCGACACGGUAUCAUUGAGCGCCAUGGAUCAGCCUGACCCAGAGACCGGAAGCUCAGGGUCUGGGGACGGACAUCCGCCAAACGAGCGUAUUUGGAAGGAAGCAGAGGAUUUCCUGAACAACAUGAAUGUUCAUCGUGGCAAGGCGGAAAUGGGAGAAUUACGCCUCAUGAGAAACCAAAGUGAAGGCCAUGUGUUUGACCAUAAAGUCGUGGACCUCUCGCAGCCUACGCUUUAUCAAAAACUCCAACCGGAGGUUGUAGGGUUCCCUGCCAUUCUCCUUACCCAUGUUCCAUUGUAUCGCAAACCGGCCACGCCUUGCGGGCCUUUGCGAGAGCAUUAUCCGCCUUCAGAUGGUGAACCGGAAGAAGAUGAGCGGAAUGCCCUCUCGAUCACUGCUGGGUACCAGUAUCAGAAUGUGCUCACGCAAACCAUCUCCAAGGACUUGGUCACGAAGGCAGGCCCGAAUCUUGUCCAUGUCUACUCUGGGGAUGACCACGAUUACUGCGAGGUCACUCAUCGCGAGUUUAGUGGCUCACCGAAAGAAAUCACAGUCAAGAGUCUCUCCUGGGCUAUGGGGGUCCGGCGGCCAGGCUUUCUGCUGACCAGUCUCUGGAACCCUGUUGACCCUGCCACCGGGAAGCCGACUCACUCAAUGAGCACGGGCGCUACGUUGCAAAACCACUUAUGCCUCCUGCCCGACCAAUUGUCCAUCUUCAUCCGUUACGGCCUUCUAUUCGGCCUUACCCUUGCUGUUCUUCUCGCACGAGCCGCCCUUCUUGUGCUCUACUUCCCCGCAGUGGACUCAUCUGCACCCAUUCUUCCCCUCUCUGAAUUUCGCCCUCCCCUCCAGGUCCACACCGGCAAGACCCCAAGUUCCAGUACGUCUAGCUCCACGUUUCCCUCACCGGGUGGCUUGGCCAGUCGUGCCAUCAAUGCACCUUCUCGCUACCCCAAAGUGGACGAUGAUGAUGCUUACUCCGGUCCAGAUCACGAUGACGUGGACAAGGCGAAGUGGAAAGCUAAGGUCCCCGCUUCCCGGGGAAUCUGGGGAGAAUUUGUAGACUCGGUCCAGUAUGUGGCUACGAUUGUGUUUGCAUGGUAUUUCUUCUUGAUCUGGCGAUGGUAA
Molecule: messenger RNA, 1974 nt
Organism: Aspergillus nomiae NRRL 13137
Lineage: Eukaryota; Fungi; Ascomycota; Eurotiomycetes; Eurotiales; Aspergillaceae
Product: putative manganese ion homeostasis (Fr)
Exons: 2
Coding region: 1-1974 (657 amino acids)
Biological process (GO): GPI anchor biosynthetic process
Cellular component (GO): endoplasmic reticulum
Molecular function (GO): hydrolase activity
Source: RefSeq, a predicted model, not a curated record